Acomys russatus (golden spiny mouse) is the source of this 1890-nucleotide messenger RNA. RefSeq names its product RAB3A interacting protein like 1 (gene Rab3il1). The transcript is spliced from 11 exons. Bases 153 to 1451 code for a protein of 432 amino acids. Gene Ontology annotation, molecular function: guanyl-nucleotide exchange factor activity. Gene Ontology annotation, cellular component: Golgi to plasma membrane transport vesicle. Gene Ontology annotation, biological process: exocytosis. The record is from RefSeq and is a predicted model, not a curated record. Lineage: Eukaryota; Metazoa; Chordata; Mammalia; Rodentia; Muridae.
UUGGGGUGGGGCGGAGCCGCAAACCCUAGGCGGCCAGCUGGACAGACUGGCGGUGAAGCGAUUGACAGGCGCCAGGGCAGCUCUCGGACUCCAGCAGAGUUGGCGGCGCGCGUGGACGCGGCUGCGGCAACGCGGAGAGCGGAGGCGCCGGGAUGUGGAGCGGCUCAUCCCAACAAGACGAGGGCCUUCCUGUGGGCCUCUCUGCUGUUUCUGUUCCCUGGAAAAACCUGGGCCCCAGCAAAGGUAACAGGGAGACCCCAGGAGACCUAGAAGAAGCCUCUGCUUCCCGAGAGGAGACCCGAGGUGAGGAACACUCAGCCGCCACUCCACUGGACGUGUCACGCCUGCGCAGCUCCUCCAUGGAGAUCCGAGAGAAAGGUUCAGAGUUCCUGAAGGAGGAGCUAUACAAAGCCCAGAAGGAGCUGAACCUGAAGGACGAGGAGUGUGAACGGCUCCGCAAAGUACGCGCGCAGCUGGAGCAGGAGCUGGAGGAGCUGACCGCCAGCCUGUUUGAGGAAGCUCACAAGAUGGUACGGGAAGCCAACAUGAAGCAGGCAGCAUCAGAAAAGCAGUUGAAGGAGGCUUGGGGCAAGAUCGACAUGCUUCAGGCAGAGGUGACAGCCUUGAAGACACUGGUCAUCACAUCCACGCCAGCAUCUCCCAACCGUGAGCUCCACCCACAGCUGCUGAGCCCCACCAAGGCCGGGCCCCGAAAAGGCCACUCACGCCAUAAGAGCACCAGCAAUUCCCUCUGCCCUGUCGUGUGUCCCACUGCAGGGCGUAUCCCCACCCCAGACAAAGAAGGCAAGGAGCCUGGGCUGCCCCCUCUACUCUCCCUGCUCCUGUGCGUGAUCCCCAGCAAGGCCAUCCACCUCACCUACGAGCCGACCUGGCAGCUCCCAUCUGGGGGGCCGCCCACGACCCCCAACUCCGUUACCUCUCUCUCCUUUUCCCGACAGGUGGAUACAACCCUGUUUGCAGAGUUCCAGGCUUGGAAGACAUCACCUACCCUGGAUAAGAACUGCCCCUUCCUGGAAAGGGUGUACCGGGAGGACGUGGGCCCCUGCCUUGACUUCACAGUGCAGGAGCUCUCAGCUCUGGUGCGGGCUGCCGUGGAGGACAACACACUCACCAUUGAGCCCGUGGUGUCACAGACUCUGCCUACUGUGAAGGUGCCCACUGUUGACUGUAACAGCACCAACACGUGUGCCCUGAGUGGACUGGCCCGUACCUGCCACCAUCGAAUCCGCCUUGGGGACUCUGAGAGUCACUAUUAUAUCUCACCAUCAUCCCGGGCCAGGAUCACUGCUGUGUGCAACUUCUUUACCUACAUUCGCUAUAUCCAGCAAGGCCUGGUUCGGCAGGAUGCUGAGCCGAUGUUUUGGGAAAUCAUGAGGCUGAGGAAGGGGAUGUCGCUAGCCAAGCUUGGCUUCUUCCCCCAGGAGGCCUAGGGCAUGGCCCCAGACCUGAAGUAGGCUCCGAGCUAGAGCAAACAGUUGCCUUGGGACGGACAAACAAGAAAGCCAGCUCUAAGGCAGAAGUUGAACUACAGAUAAACAGCUGGGCUCUAGAGACAGUACUGAGCCGAUACCACCCAUCCCGCCUGGGACAGACAGAAGGACAGCCUGGCCUGGACUUCAUGAGAUGACCCUCUUGCCCACUGGGCUCUGUAGCCUCCAAGGGAAUCUCAAGAAAGCACCAAAGACCAAGGAGCUCAGAGCCAUUGUGAGGAGCCGCUCAGCCUUAGGGAGGGGAUCCUUGAGCUGCUCCCUCCACAAUUCCCUGCUGCUUACCAAUCCUGUUCUAGGGGGCUGGAUCUCCAGGGUACGCAUUACCAGAGCCUCUAAGCCUUGGAUCACCAGCACCCCCUUGUGGCCAUCUCUCACUCUG